This is a messenger RNA of Aspergillus niger, 216 nucleotides long. RefSeq lists its product as hypothetical. The annotation marks the transcript as partial. NCBI's taxonomy places the organism in Eukaryota, Fungi, Ascomycota, Eurotiomycetes, Eurotiales, Aspergillaceae. The record is from RefSeq and is a predicted model, not a curated record. The transcript has 4 exons.
CCAGAGAAAGGAAAAAAGGCUGGUAGACCGAGCAGGGAUGUGGAAGAACCUAAUAGUGGUGGUAAUAUUGAUGAAGGGGGGGGAGGGAAAGGCAAGCCGGGCGCGGGGUUUCCGACGGGGUCGUUCUUUGCGGCCAAACAGAGGAAACAAGAUGAACCAAAGAUACAGUCCAAAUACAAGUUCCGUCAAGUCGGUCUGCUUGUCACGACUCGCUAG